GCUGUUUUAUUGCACUGCCGUGCGUUACCGUGUGAAGGUUGACUCCCGAUGUUGGCUUUAUAAAACCACGCGCAAUGGGUGAGUCCGAGCGUAAACCGACUGCUGCAGUACCUGAAGAACCUUCGCGAGACAAACACUCCAGCAAAUCAGAUCGCCAUGAAGUCGUUUGCUGCUACUGCUGUUGCCUUAAUGGCUGCUGUGGGUAUGAUCGAGGCCGGAUACAUCGGCGCACCGUACACCGAGCUCGCACACGCGUCGCACACCGUCCACGAUACCGGUGCCUACUACGACGAUCACUAUGCGCCGUUCGCGCACGCUGCUCCAGCCUAUGCCGCACCGUAUGCUGGCUACUACUAUGGCAACCCCUCCGGUACGUACAGCUACUGGGGCGCCCAUGGACCGACGGUCGUGCAGGAAAAUGCGGCCAGCCUGCCAGCGGCACCCCUGCAUGGAGCUCAUCUGUACGCGCCGUACGCAUCGCUUUACGGAGCCUACAGACCGGUGAAGACGACUGUCGUGCAGGAGAACCAUGCGGCCGGUAGUCUUGCGAACCAUUGGGGCCUUCCCGCUGCCUACGGUGUGUACGGACACGCGUAUGGAUAUGGACACUACAACCAUCAUCUUGAUGGCGUGGCCCCAGUUGCUAAGUAUUUGCUGUGAAAAAUCCAUUUGAUAUAAAAAUGUUAAUUUGUUCGAAGAAAA
Messenger RNA from Anopheles gambiae (African malaria mosquito), 702 nucleotides. RefSeq lists its product as uncharacterized. The coding region runs from base 157 to 660 and encodes 167 amino acids. Lineage: Eukaryota; Metazoa; Arthropoda; Insecta; Diptera; Culicidae. The transcript has 2 exons. The record is from RefSeq and is a predicted model, not a curated record.